UCUCUUCCAUAUGUAACAAACAAAAUUUUCAAAACCCAAAGGACAAAGGUAAGGAAGAAAAUGCAGAGGCUUCUUUUUCUGAAGCAAGCCUCAUCAAGCUUCUCCAAAGCACUGACGAAAACAUCUUCCUUGUCUUCACUUCUCCAUUCUUUUCCUUACAAAACCUUCUCUUCCAUUGCUAAACCAACCGUCGACAACCAGUUUCUGAACUCUUCAUUUUCACACCCAUUUCACCACCAUUCUUUUCCAUGGCGAUCACAGCUAAGUCUUACAGGGGAAAUUCGAGGGUUUCUCUCGUACCCAGUAGUUGCAAAGCGAUUUUGGUUGAAUUUCUCAAGUAUCCAUCUCAAAACUUCUGGCAAAAGUCUCCUGGGUUGCAGAGUUUGGUUUCUUAGACCGCAGAUUCCCAGAGGAAGAUUUGAUUUUGGUCUUCAAACGAGUCGAUGGAGAUUAUGGUUCCAGCGAUUGACAGCAAGUGACAUGGUUUUGGGCUUGAUUAUAACUAAUGUUGCUGUUUUUUUAUUAUGGCGGAUUGCAGAUAGAAAAUUUAUGAUGAAUAACUUCAUGGUUUCAUUGGACAAUUUUAAAAGUGGACGCUUGCAUACACUGAUCACUUCAGCUUUCAGUCAUAUUGAUAUUGAGCAUAUUAUCUCUAACAUGAUUGGACUUUAUUUCUUUGGAUCAAAUAUUGGAAGAAUCUUUGGACCUGAAUAUUUGCUGAAGUUGUAUCUAGCUGGGGCAAUUGGUGGUUCAGUGUUUUACUUGGUGCACCAUGCAUUUUUGGCAUUAUCAUCAAAGGGACAUGCCAUGUGGAUGAUGGACCCUUCAAAGACGCCAGGAUUGGGGGCAAGUGGGGCUGUUAAUGCUAUUAUGCUGCUUGAUAUAUUUCUCAAUCCAAAAGCUACUCUUUAUUUUGAUUUCAUCAUACCAGUUCCUGCCAUGUUACUGGGCAUCUUUUUAAUUGGGAAAGAUGUAUUGAGGAUAAUAGAGGGAAAUAGCCAUAUUUCAGGAUCAGCUCACUUGGGAGGUGCUGCAGUUGCGGCUAUAGCAUGGGCUCGACUUAGAAGGGGGCGCUUCUAAAUUGAAUAGGGACCUGCGAACUACCAAUUGCUGAUUUUGUUAAAUAAUUGUGAUAUUUGUUGCUAGCUACCAAUUGCUGAAUUUGUUAACUGCUCGUGAUAAGCGCUCCAGCAUGAUUAUCUCAUUUCUUGUACGAGCUCAAGCAUCUUUUGUAGGCCACAUGCUCAAUCUAGUUGCUUGUCUCUAUGUUAUAAUGGGAUGUUGGCUGUUAAUGCAUAAUUCAAUUGAAUUUUCUUCAUCUAGUUUCCUGCGACAUAGUGGUGGUGGAAAAAAGAGACUUGUAUUUACUUGCAGUGAGACGAUGUUGCUUGUGAUUGCUGGGUCCAUAAAGUUAUCAUGCGAAAUGAUUUUAUUGUCUU
Messenger RNA from Theobroma cacao (cacao), 1439 nucleotides. It is a transcript of the gene RBL12, whose product is annotated as RHOMBOID-like protein 12. Gene Ontology annotation, cellular component: membrane. Lineage: Eukaryota; Viridiplantae; Streptophyta; Magnoliopsida; Malvales; Malvaceae. The record is from RefSeq and is a predicted model, not a curated record. Gene Ontology annotation, molecular function: serine-type endopeptidase activity.